Molecule: messenger RNA, 1305 nt
Organism: Pocillopora meandrina
Lineage: Eukaryota; Metazoa; Cnidaria; Anthozoa; Scleractinia; Pocilloporidae
Source: the annotation of a GenBank genome assembly
AUGGCCGGGAUAACUCAUUUACAUGAUUACCCGGAACUAUAUAUUGAGAGUGUUUCUGAUGAUGCCUGGGAAAACUAUAUUAAGCAAAUGUCAAUACCUGGUACUUGGUGUGAUCAUCUCAUCAUACAAGCUGUUGCUAAUGCCUUUAACUGUGUCAUUCAUACCACAGAAUCUAAUGCUAAUUCACUGCAAGCUACCAUUAUAACUCCUGCUCUUCAGCAGGAAAUACAACACACAAUAUUUAUUGGGUACAUAAAUGAUCUGUACUAUGUUUCAACUGUGACACACAGUAACAGUCAAAAUAUAAAUAGAUUAAAAUACUUAAAGAGAAAAUAUAGUGUUUCAGAAUAUGACAAGGAGAGUAUACUUGGUAAAAGGAGAGCCAGUGAUAAAAAACAAUUAUCAGAAUAAACUGCUGAAAAAAAGCAAGAAAGGCUUGCAAAAAGAAGAGCCAGUGAUAAAAAACAAUUAUCUGAAGAAACUGCUGAAAAAAAGAAAGAAAGGCUUGCAAAAAGAACAGCGAAUUAUAAAAAAAAAUUGUCUGAAGAAAGUGCUGAUAAAAAGCAAGAAAGGCUUGCAAAAAGGAGAGCGAAUUAUAAAAAACAAGCCUCUCAGCAACCAGUGAAAGAGAGGCAAGAAAAACUGAUUGAUUCUCCAAUUCAUGAGCAAACACAGGCAAAAAGCAAUAUUGAUAUGUUUCAUAAGUCCAAUAUCUAUAAGGUUUACCAGUGUUCUGUUUGCCAGGAAGCAUGGCCCGUAAAGUACAGGCCAAGAAUCGCUAAUCAAUAUCAGUGUUCAAGGUGCACCAAUGAUAAACAACAACCAAAGAAAUUUUCAAAAGAGAAUGACAUGAUUCCUUCAUUAGUUCCUUCUCAGCUUGCCGGCUUAACCCAAGUAGAAGAAAUGCUUAUUGCACGAGCACUUCCCAUUAUGCGUGUUUACAUAAAGCCUGGUGGGCAACGGGGCUAUUCAGGUCACUGUAUCAACCUUCCACAGAAUGUAGGUGAACUAGCACAUUCUCUACCAAGAUACCCAAAAGAUUUAUCUGUUAUAGUUGUUAAGAUGAAAGGUAAAGACAACAGCUUUAAAGAUGUAACAGUUCGAAGACAAAAUGUUGCAGAUGCACUGCAUUGGCUUAUUAAUAACAAUCCGUAUUACAAAGACAUAAUUAUCAACGAUUCUUUGAACUCAUUGCCUUUGCAUGGUGUACCACAAGAUCUACUUUCAAUAGAAACAGAAAAUCUUGAAAACAGUGAAGCUAGUGAGCCUGACUUAGGGCCUCAAAACGAAGAAGACAGUUUAUAA